AAAACUUGGCCGUGUGUGAAUAUAGUGAUAAUGCCAUACAGGGCGGUGUGCAGGCAGGCAGGGGACCCGACGGUGUAAUGUGGUCGGGGGGAGGGUUGAUCUGUCGACUAAGAACCAUUCAGGCGAUUGGGAACUUUAAACAGUUGUUGUGAAUGCGGUCGGACGGGCGAGCGUGACGGCGGUGUGACUUCAAGAGACGUCUUCACAGAAGAAGUUGUCCGCACACAGCGAGCUGCAGGAAAUAUACAUUUAGUAAUAAGGUUGUCACUGUCCCGUACGAGACGAUGUUUCUUUUUGCGCUCUGCCUAUACCUCGGGAAGUUGGUGUCGUCCGGUGUCAGUUUGGAGUUCCGUUAUCACAACACCGUGGAGGUGGAGAGAUACCUGCGGGACGUUAACAACACCUUCGACUUCACACACCUGCACAGUAUUGGAAAGUCUGUUGAAGGGAGAGACCUCUGGGUGCUCAUUCUGGGAAAGAAUCCGGCUGAGCACCGGAUGGGAAUUCCUGAAUUCAAAUAUGUUGGGAAUAUGCAUGGAAAUGAGGUGGUGGGCAGAGUUCUCCUGCUCCAGCUGAUCGAUCACCUGACCCGUGGUUACCUUAGCGACCCGCUGGUGACCCGCCUCCUGAACAGCACCCGCGUCCACAUCCUGGUUUCCAUGAACCCAGACGGCUUCGAGUCCUCCAGCAGAGACUGCAUGUACUCCCAGGGGAGGUUCAAUAAGAACGGCAUCGAUCUGAACAGGAACUUCCCAGAUGCCUUCUCUAAGAAGGAGAGUGGAAUGAGAGAGAUGGAGGUGAGAGCCAUUAUGGACUGGCUGAAGACUGAGAGCUUCGUCCUGUCGGCCAACCUGCACGGUGGGGCUGUGGUGGCCAGCUACCCCUACGACAACAGCAAUGGAGGUAGUGAGCUGCAGAGUGGAUCCAGUGUUGCCCCCGACAACGACGUGUUGAUCCAGCUGGCUAAGACCUACUCCUACACCCACAGCCAGAUGCACAAGGGAGACCACUGUUACGACUCCAAGGACUUUAAGGAGGGCAUCACCAACGGCUACUACUGGUACCCUCUACCAGGAGGGAUGCAGGACUAUAACUACGUGUGGGGCCAGUGUCUAGAGAUCACCUUGGAGCUGUCCUGUUGUAAAUACCCUCCAGAGAGUGAUCUGCCUGGGCUCUGGGACGCCAACCGGGCCGCGCUGCUGGCAUACAUGCAACAGGUCCAUCUGGGUGUGAAAGGGCAGGUGUUGGACGCGGAGGGAAACCCAUUACAGAAUGCUCUGGUGGAGGUGGAGGGGAGACAGAACCUCUGUCCCUUCAGAACCGACCGCCAUGGAGAAUACUACAGACUGCUGCUGCCAGGCAACUACACCUUUAGGGUGACGUUCCCGGGCCACCAGGUGUUGACAGAGACGUUGACGGUCCCGUACGGUCCCGACUCAUUCUCGGCCCUCGUCCACAACUUCCAGCUGCAGAGGUCCGCAGCCGCCACCCCAGGCCCCAGCCGCCCCACCCAGUCCUGCACCCCACCCCAGGUCUGGAGGCCCCUGGGUGGCCACUCUCCCAGCCUGGGCCCCUCGGGCGUCACCAUCCUCCUGGUUCUCCUGGUUCUCCGGGAUACCAUGUUACUGUGACCGAGAGACGGGCCACGUCCCAAAUGGAACCUUAUUAGAGUAGUGCACUAUAUAGGGGAUAGGAUGCCAUGUGGGACGUAUCCAUGGAGACAGACAGACUGGCUGACUCCCAGUCCAGAGACAUUCUCUCUUUUUUCUUCUUCAGUAUUUUUGUACAAACAAAGACAAUCCUAUAUAUAUUUUAUUGUAACACUUUGCAUUGCUCUACCUUGCACAAACACGUGAGCCAUUUUGUGUUUUUAAAAAUGUAAUGUUUUGUAUUGAUGCUUUUUUAGUUUAAAAAAAAUAUUGUGCUGAAAGAAAGCAAUUACUGCCAGCCAGCAAUCUGCCAUGCCAGCAAUCUGCCAUGCCAGCAAUCUGCCAUGCAAAGCUGAGAAGAAGAGACUAUAGUCAAGGGGUAAGGAAGGGUGUUGUUGAGGACAAGGGGUAAGGGAUGGAGGAGUGUUGAGAAGGACAGGGGGUAAGUAAGGGAUGGAGGGGUGUUGAGAAGGACAGGGGGUAAGGGAUGGAGGGGUGUUGAGAAGGACAGGGGGUAAGGGAUGGAGGGGUGUUGAGAAGGACAGGGGGUAAGGAAGGGAUGGAGGGGUGUUGAGAAGGACAGGGGGUAAGGGAUGGAGGGGUGUUGAGAAGGACAAGGGGUAAGGGAUGGAGGGGUGUUGAGAAGGUCUAGAAGUGCCUCUAAGAUCCUACCAGUCCACCUGCAAACACCUGGAAUCACACCUCUACCUGCAAACAUGACAAGACUUUUAGACAGAGACGACCUGCCUGAGCUCACUCCACAGCACAGAGACGACCUGCCUGAGCUCACUCCACAGCACAGAGACGACCUGCCUGAGCUCACUCCACAGCACAGAGACGACCUGCCUGAGCUCACUGCACAGCACAGAGACGACCUGCCUGAGCUCACUCCACAGCACAGAGACGACCUGCCUGAGCUCACUCCACAGCACAGAGACGACCUGCCUGAGCUCACUGCACAGCACAGAGACGACCUGCCUGAGCUCACUGCUUAGCACAGAGACGACCUGCCUGAGCUCACUUCACAGACAGCAGAGAACACACUGCACAGCACAGACAGCAGAGAACACACUGCACAGCACAGACAGCAGGGAACACACUGCACAGCACAGACAGCAGAGAACACACCGCACAGACAGCAGAGAACACACUGCACAGACAGCAGGAAACACACUGCACAGACAGCAGAGAACUCACUGCACAGACAGCAGAGAACACACUGCACAGACAGCAGGGAACUCACUGCACAGACAGCAGAGAACACACUGCACAGACAGCAGAGAACACACUGCACAGACAGCAGGGAACUCACUGCACAGACAGCAGAGAACACACUGCACAGACAGCAGGGAACUCACUGCACAGACAGCAGAGAAUUCACUGCACAGACAGCAGAGAACUCACUGCACAGACAGCAGAGAACACACUGCACAGACAGCAGAGAACACACUGCACAGACAGCAGGGAACACACUGCACAGCACAGACAACAGGGAACACACUGCACAGCACAGACAGCAGGGAACACACUGCACAGCACAGACAGCAGGGAACACACUGCACAGCACAGACAGCAGAGAACACACUGCACAGACAGCAGAGAACACACAGCACAGACAGCAGAGAACACACUGCACAGACAGCAGAGAACACACAGCACAGACAGCAGAGAACACACUGCACAGCACAGAAAGCACAGAACACUAUAUUCCUAGGUAGAACAUUAAUUGAAACAUAUCCUCUCUCCAGACUGUAUCACAAUACCUGUACUAGUGGACUGGAGACUAUCACAAUACCUGUACUCGUGGACUGUAUCACAAUACCUGUACUGGUGGACUGGAGACUAUCACAAUACCUGUACUGGUGGACUGGAGACUGUAUCACUAUAGUUAUUGUCAAAAACAGAACCUUCCUGAAGCAUUGUGGGUAAUGAUGGAUGGUAGACCCAUAAAUGCCACCCUAUUCCCUACCUAGUGCACUACAUUUUACCAAAACCCUAUAGGCCCUGGUUAAAAGUAGUGCACUAUAUAGGGAAUAGAUUGGGUGCCAUUUGGGACAGAGACGAUAUUGUCCACAUAGAUGCCUCUCGUGUUGUUCUACCUCAUCUAUCAACUGACCUUUUGACCUUUCAGCUGACAAUGAUUGUUGUGCCUUGAUGAUGAUUAAAUCUGUCAAUUUAUGUUUCAGGACCAGUCUUUUUUUCCCAUCCACGUCUGUGGUUACAUUGUUCAUGUGUGGGCUAUGUCUUAAGGUGUUGUGUCAAAGUUAACCGAUAUAAUGUAGCGAUUCAUGUGUUGGCUUGAUAGUCGCUGGACCCGGGAUCGAGUCCCGGGUUACGCCUUCAAUAUCAGUAGCUUAAAUCAUGACACUACACAUUAACCUUGCUUGAGAGGUGAUGAUGGGAAGUGGACGGAUGAAGAUUCUGAUAAUAGUUAUGAGCUUUUUUUACCAGCAGGUGGAGUCCUGUCUCCACUAUGCCUAAAGAUCUGCAGGUCAGGGAUAGGUCUACUGUCGUCAGUCGCCUGGGCAACCAGCCAGACCCCACACACCACCAUAAACCCAGAUCUGUCAUUUUAUUUAUUUAUUAAUUUAUUCAGGGGAAAACCAAUGAGACCAGGGUCUCAUCCCCCAGGGUGCCCUGAUUUACAGUACUACAACAAUUUUUUUAAACGAUGUGAAACCAAACAGUAAUCAAUACAAUGUCUAAUAAAAUGUUUUUUUU
Messenger RNA from Oncorhynchus mykiss (rainbow trout), 4370 nucleotides. The record is from RefSeq and is a predicted model, not a curated record. NCBI's taxonomy places the organism in Eukaryota, Metazoa, Chordata, Actinopteri, Salmoniformes, Salmonidae.